Molecule: messenger RNA, 2370 nt
Organism: Adineta ricciae
Lineage: Eukaryota; Metazoa; Rotifera; Eurotatoria; Adinetida; Adinetidae
Source: the annotation of a GenBank genome assembly
AUGCAAUCGAGUCCUCGAACAGUGUCGAUUCUUGUUAAUAAUCUCGAACAACGACUAAAAAACCUUCAAACCUCACGUCUUCAUGAAGAACAAGCAUUAAAUGAUUCUGAAUCUCUCGUUAAUGAAUGUUUCAAUCAUUUAAAUCGCAUUACCUCAUCGUCUGAUUCAACAUUGGUUGCAUUUCUUUUUCCAUGUCUUCUUCAAAUCAGUGUAACGAUGUCGAAGAUUUGUGCCGAGAAUUCCGAUACGAUUCCAUCUUCUUCGCGAGAUCAAUUGACAGCAAAUACAAAGACAUUAUACAAUCAAAUAAAAGAAUUCAUCAAAUCACCUAGCACUGCAACAUUAAUGAGUAAAUCACCUGAACAACGGCAUUUUUGCGAACAAUUACAUCUGAUUACAGAUUCAAUAACUAAUUUCGACCCGAUAACCACCUUAUUUUGUCAAAAACUUCUUGUUAAAACAUUAACUGGCGGUGACGAACCACAAAUACUAUCUCAAAUGAAACUCGAUGAUACUAGCGACAGUUUAAUUCUAGCUGUUUACAGUAGUACAUUGAAACAGAUGUCCAGUGUAUAUGCCAAACACUUUCGCGAGAAGUCAGACACAAAUAGAGAAAUGGCAACGAUUAAGAUGUUUGGUGUGUAUUUUCAAAUGCUGCAGAAAUUACUUCAAUAUUAUCAUAUUACACCUCAAAUUGAAAGUUACCAUGAUUUGUUUCGCACUAUGCUUCAAUUACAUCACUGUCUUGCAGCCACAUGUCAACAGAAUCGUUAUCAACUGGAAUUUUUCAACAAUAGUAUACCAUUACAAGAAAUUCUUCACAAUUUCAUCGAUUAUUCACUUUCAAACACUUCAAAGUUAUUCUUUGAUGAAUUAUCUCUCGAAUUGUCGUCUGGUAAAUGUAAAUAUGCUGCACUAAUCUUACUAUUUCGCAUUAUCGAAGCACUCGACACAAUAUUAACUAAACAAUCAAGUGAUCUAUCUAUUCAUCUCAUUCAUCUCUUGAUCUCUCAUCUAUUUGACAUCAUCGAUCAAUGUCGAACACAACUUAUUCUACCUGCACUUCUUCCCGUAUCUUUCGGUAAAACUCAAGUUGAAUAUGGUAGUCUGUAUGAUAUAGCGUAUUCUCUUCUGAUGCGACUAUCUCACCAUGAACCUCUGCAAACAGUCCUAUCGUCAAUGAAUCACCUUCUUCAACUCAAUGAUGUUAAUCUAUCGAUAACUUCAACAUCUGUUCAAUUAGCAAGCGAAGUCAUUAUUCAAUCUUGGUUUCUACGGUAUCCUUCAGCACAAUUCCAAUCAAUUUUUGGUUUAUUUCUUGCUGAACUCCUUCGACUAGAUAUUCAUUCAAAUUUAAUCAGUCAGCUAUUAGCAAUGCCUCAUAUACGUACAGUUAAAUAUCAUGCUUAUGAUGCUCUAGUAGCCUCAAAUACAUUUCAUCGGAUCUACGAUUUCUACUCGAAUAACUGUUCAAAAGAACCGAUUACAAAUUCAACUAAUCUAUCGUUAAUAUUUCCAAGCACCAUCGAUCAUCUCUAUCCAUUCGUACGUUUGUUCAAUACGGAACUGAAUUCCCAUCAAUUACAACAUUCGAUUGAUACAUGUAUUUCUUCCAUUCAACAGUUUCUCUCCUUGCCAAUGAUUACUGAGAUAACUUCGAAGAACUUCGUCCUCACAUUACGUCUUCUAACUUGCCUACCCAACACGAACACGAAUGAUAGUUUCAAAUGUCUACUUGGUCAACUAACACAAAUAUGCAUUCUACUCGAUGAACAAACUGCCAAUGAUAUUCGAUUAGAACUUUUACGUGUUUUCACUACUCAUUCAAGUAUUCUCGAUGAUAAUGAUCUCGGCAGAUUAUUGGAUUUUAUGUUAACAACAACAAUUGAAUCGAAUGCGAAUUCAAUUGCGUUUCAUCUUGCCUGUUUAGAUGUCGUCGAUUCAUUACGUCAAAGACAAUCACGUAGUGCGAACAUCACAGAUCUGAUUAUUCAAUUGAUCGUUCGAUAUGGAAAUGAACAUCAAUGCAGUCAUCUACUCAAAGCUCAUCUCAUGCGAAUCUUUCUGACAUAUAUGUCAAAUGGCAGCGACGAUUCCAUACCAGUACGCGUCAAAUCACAAUGUAUUCUCUUACGAGCUAAUAUUGAUGAAUUUGAGAAAAGUAAAAAGAACUUGGAAACAGCAGCCAGCUGUUUUCCGGACGAGAAUAUCCUGAAAAUCCUCGAUCGAACAAGCUCGACGACAAAACCAACUUCCAUCGUCAAUGAUCAUGAUGUCAAACUGAAAUUUUAUCAAACUCUCGUCAGUGAACUCGAAUUUCGUCAGCACUCAACAUCGACAGAGAACUCUAAUGCAAUGCAACAAGACUAG